CAUUUGUCCUCCCAAGCCUGAGAUUGCUUCUGAAGUGGAGAGAAUUGAAUAAACCCAGGAUUCCUUUCUGGGAACUGGGCACUUGUCAUCAAAGAGUGAAGUAUCUUUGGAGAAGCUUGUGGCACCAGGAUUUGAGCAGAACCAACCCACUUGCCUUGAGACCUGAAGACCGCUGGCCUAGAGGAGUGAAGGACGAAGCUUCCCCAGAAGGUUAGACUGAGAAACUCUCGCUCGCCCAUCAGAUGGCGCCGCCGCCCUCAGUGCAUCUCCAAGAGUAUAGGGGGCGCUGUGUACUGGCCUCUUUUCCCCCGCCUCGGUGACUCUUGCUUCCGCCUCCGGAGCCCGCCUCGGCUCCCAGGGCUCAGCUGCGCAGUCGCGGAAACGGGCCUGUGGGGAGCAUGGCGGCGUCUUCGAGUGGAGAGAAGGAGAAGGAGCGGCCGGCAGGCGGCUCUGGAGCGGCAGGCGGUAACAGCACGCGAGAGCGGCUCCUGUCUGCGCUGGAAGAUCUGGAGGUCUUGUCAAGAGAACUUAUAGAAAUGCUGGCAAUUUCAAGAAACCAAAAGUUGUUGCCGCCUGAUGAGGAAAACCAGGUCCUGGAGUUGUUAAUUCACAGAGAUGGGGAAUUUCAAGAACUGAUGAAAUUGGCACUUAAUCAGGGAAAAAUUCAUCAUGAAAUGCAAGUUUUAGAAAAGGAAGUAGAGAAGAGAGACAGUGAUAUUCAACAACUACAAAAACAGCUAAAGGAAGCAGAGCAAAUACUGGCAACAGCUGUUUACCAAGCAAAAGAAAAACUCAAAUCAAUAGAAAAAGCAAGAAAAGGUGCCAUCUCCUCUGAAGAAAUAAUUAAAUACGCACAUAGGAUUAGUGCGAGUAAUGCUGUAUGUGCCCCACUGACCUGGGUUCCAGGGGACCCACGGAGACCAUACCCAACUGAUUUAGAGAUGAGAAGUGGAUUAUUGGGUCAAAUGAACAAUCCUUCCACUAAUGGUGUAAAUGGUCAUUUACCAGGAGAUGCACUUGCAGCAGGCAGAUUGCCAGAUGUCCUUGCUCCACAAUAUCCAUGGCAGUCAAAUGACAUGUCAAUGAAUAUGUUACCACCGAAUCACAGUAAUGACUUUUUGCUGGAACCUCCAGGGCAUAAUAAAGAAAAUGAAGAUGAUGUAGAAGUUAUGUCAACAGACUCCUCAAGCAGUAGUAGUGACUCUGAUUAAAAAACAUAAAAGACAAAAUUCAUCAGAAUUGAAUACUGUGGAAUUCUGUUUCUUACACAAUAGCAAGCCUAUAAAAAAAGCCAGGUAAUACUGCCUAUAGUGGAACCGUGCAGCCCAUUAAAAAUCACUGGACUUUCUUUUUUAAGCCAAAAAUUAUCGUUUCAGUUCUAAACCACUAAGUGAAUAUUUAAAGAAUAAUCAAAAUUUAUUGUUGGAAAAAAAAUUACUCAUUUCAGUGCUGCCCUAUCCUGUUAUGUUCCAGUUAUGUUGGACUUGUACAUAGUAUUUCUGGAAAUAAAAGUUGAGGGAAAUAACCCAUGUACAUAUCACUAAUCAGCCCCUGGAAUUAUUUAGAGAAGCAUUUUAAAUAAGGGCAGUGGAUCACUGUGCAUCAUAUCUCAAAAUAACAAAACCCUCAUUUGAAAGUGAAGGCUGGUAGCUUCUGUCACAGUAACGGGAAGUUGUCUUAAUUUUACUGUCUGUAAUUAUUGUAAUAUGUGUAAAUAAACAUAUUUUUGUUUGUA
Molecule: messenger RNA, 1735 nt
Organism: Felis catus (domestic cat)
Lineage: Eukaryota; Metazoa; Chordata; Mammalia; Carnivora; Felidae
Gene: MED4
Product: mediator complex subunit 4
Exons: 9
Coding region: 399-1211 (270 amino acids)
Biological process (GO): regulation of transcription by RNA polymerase II
Cellular component (GO): core mediator complex; mediator complex
Molecular function (GO): transcription coregulator activity
Source: RefSeq, a predicted model, not a curated record